AUGUUGCGUUAUUCGAAAUCAAUACGUUCACGUACGCAAUCACUAUAUCGGGAUGCUAAGCGACGUUUUAAUAAAUCAGUUCGAAGUCAUCAAUCAAGUGGAAGGGAACCGGGUCAUAAUGAAGGUUGUGUAGCUGUUGAUGAUUUCAAGGCAACCGAGAAGGGACAACUUUCCGUCACCAAGGGACAGCGAGUUGAGGUGAUAGAAUAUUACGGAGAUGCACCGGAAUGGGUGCUUGUUUCGAUUACUUGGGAAAAUGGUGAACAGCAACGAGGACUUGUACCUUGUUCGGUUAUUUCAUCUGUAGAACCAACAGGUUAG
Brugia malayi is the source of this 321-nucleotide messenger RNA. Its product is annotated as Variant SH3 domain containing protein. The record is from RefSeq and is a predicted model, not a curated record. The transcript is spliced from 3 exons. Lineage: Eukaryota; Metazoa; Nematoda; Chromadorea; Rhabditida; Onchocercidae. Gene Ontology annotation, molecular function: protein binding. Bases 1 to 321 code for a protein of 106 amino acids.